AUGGUGCCAGCCGACGCCGCUUCGGCUUCAAGCCCGGCGCAUCCGUUCCACAGUCCGAGGCCACGCCAAAUCACCAAGCUCUCCAUGGCAGCUCCCACAGCCACACGAUCCUCACCGCACUCGCCGCACACCCCCACCCACCUCGCACAUCCGUCCAACAUGGCAGCAGCAUUCAACCCGGACGGAAGCCUCAGCGUCCUGCGCAAUGACGACGAUGCCAACAACAGCGGCCUGCUCGACCUCAGUCCGGCGUUCUCCAGGAUGGUCAAGUCGCGACCCAACUUUGGUUCGCCGCGCGGCGACUCCACGCCUUCGUCCAAGCCCUUGCGCCGCGUACAGACGGGCACCAAACCAAAGUCUCGCCUCAGCAUCCCUGUGGUGCUGUCCGAUCUCGUCCAUUCGUCACAGCCAGCCGGCGACCACAUGCACACCGACCCGCUCGCCCCCAACGGCGCCGCCCCCGGCACUUCAGUCGCAGCUCAUCCCUCGACGUCCAUGCACAUGUACGAUCCACUAGCACCUGACGCUGCUGCGGACGACGACCUCCAAGACGUAUCGGACGACCACGACGAUGCGCCCGCCUCGACGCUCACACGCCUCCGCAGAUGGCGCCAGGACGCCAUGCAGCAGCACCUCUACGACACGGCCAUCUUUUGGAGCACCAAACUGCUCUCGCUCGAGACAACAGCGGCUGCCUACAACGACGCCUACCAUCUCGCGCAGUGCUACUUCUACACACAUCAGUACGCCCGCGCCGAGCAUCUGCUCACCAACCCGCUCCGCAUCCGCGCUCCUCGGUCGCAAGCGCAUCCACCAGCUCCCACCGACGCCGCCGCCUCUUCGUCGGCCAAGCACACGGGUGCAGAAGGCUUCCUCAUGUCAGACAACGUGCAGGACGACGACGACGCCUUGCACGACGUGCUGCAGCGAACGCGAUCUGCAUCCAUCCUGCCGCCUAGCAUCAUGGCGCGCUCCUCCACCAAGGACAGCAUGUACUCGGCCACCUCCUCCACCACGGGCAAACGCAAGAAGCGCGACUACAACCUCUCGGCCAACGGCUCUUCGGGCGCCGACAGUGCCAGCAAUCCUGCCGACUCGGACGACGAUACACACGAUGCCUCGGCUGCGACCGACCGCGAUGGCUCGGUGCUCGUGCGCGCCUAUGCGAACCGGCGCUCGACACGGCCACCCGCGGAUACCACGCUGGAUCUGCAGCCCGACGUGGACGCGGUGCGCAACGCGAGCGUCGAGCGUGCACAUGGGCCCGUGCUCGUCAACCACAGCCUGGCAUGUCGCUACCUCGCAGCGCAGUGCCAGGUGCGGCUGGCAAAGUACCACGAGGCACUCGAUCUGCUCGGCGAGACCGAGCACUGGGGUGCGUCGGCGAGCAAUCGCAAACCCGCCACCGAUGGCGGCAUCAAGCUCGGUUCGUCGGUCGCCUUUCUGCGUGGCCAGAUCCAUUUGCGACUCGAGGACCUGCCUCGGGCGAGGGAUGCGUUUAUGGCUGCGCUGGCGCUGGACGUGAAGAACUACCAGGCAUUUGCGGCGCUGGUGGAUGGCGAGAUGCUGGGUACCGACGAACAGUGGGCGUUUGUGCAGAGUCUCGAAUACGCAGCGCAGGCAGGUGAUGAGCCGGGCGCAAGGGAGGACUACGAACUCGUACGUCUGCUCUACACCACGCAGCUUUCCAAGCAGGCCCGGACGCAUGCAGCCACCACGGCAGCAGCACGACGUAGGCUGGUGGCCGAGUAUGCGCUCGACGAUGAUCCGGACGUGCUGUGUGGGCUGGCUGCCGAGCUGAUUGCGCGGCUGCGGUAUUCGGAUGCCUUUGUGGUCACCAGUCGCGUGCUCGAACUGGCAGCUGAUCAUCCAACGGCCCUACCCAUCCACAUCGCCUGCACGUACCACCUCAAGAACCUGCGUCCGGCGCUGUUUAUGCUCGCGCAUAGGCUCACCGAGUUGCAGCCCGAAUCGCCCGUAUCGUGGUAUGCGGUGGGCACCUGGUACGCCACCACUCGACGCUGGGCCGAAGCACGCCGAUACUUUAGCAAGGCCUCGCUGCUCGAUCCGCGCUUUGCACCGGGGUGGAUUGCGUUUGGACAUACGUUUGCACUCGAGGGCGAGAGCGACCAAGCGGUCAUCGCCUACUCGACGGCAGCCAGGCUGUUUCCGCAAUCGCAUCUGCCCAAGCUAUUCGUGGGUAUGGAGCAUCUGCAUCAGGACAACCUUUCGCUUGCACGGCUCUCGCUCGAUGCGGCGGCGGCCAUUUCGACUGCCGAUCCGCUGCUGGCAAAUGAGCGGGGCAUCGUUGCGUUUCAGACGGGCGAUCUUGUGGGGGCGGUCGGCUUUUUCGAGAAGGCGAUUGAGCUGGCGCGCGAGACGCAGCAGCCCGCAGCAGCGUGGAAGGCAUCGUACCUCAACUUGGGCGUGGCAAGGAUGCGGCUUGGACGCGACAAGGCCGCAAGCGAGGCCCUGCAGGCAGUGGUGGAACUCGAUCCACACAGCUACCAGGCGCAUCUAUGUCUGGGCAUGCUGGCGCACAAGCACGAUAGGCUGGAUGAUGCGGUGCAGCACUACCACGAGGCACUAUCCAUCCACCCGCGCGACGCUCAUGCUACCGAGCUGCUCGACUUUGUGCUCGACGAAAAGGUGCACUACGGCGUCAACGAUUUCGCAAAGUACGAUCCGGAUUCGCGCCUGCGUAGAAGCGGCGACCAAGCGGCAAAGGGCAAGCAGAGACAACAAGCGGUGGCCCAAUCGGUGCUGAAGGCGUCGACGCAAAGUGCUAGCCCAACGCGCACAGCACCCACUCACCACCCGGCCACGCCACAACGAACCCCGGCACACGCAUCGAUGCACUCGGCGGGCGAAAUGAGCCUCGACACGUCAGCGUCGCACUCGCAUACGGCGCACACCGACGCCGACCAGUCGAGUGUGCUCAUGGACGAAUCGACGUCGUGA
This is a messenger RNA of Moesziomyces antarcticus, 2961 nucleotides long. RefSeq names its product TPR-like protein. The transcript has a single exon. NCBI's taxonomy places the organism in Eukaryota, Fungi, Basidiomycota, Ustilaginomycetes, Ustilaginales, Ustilaginaceae. The record is from RefSeq and is a predicted model, not a curated record. Gene Ontology annotation, biological process: cell division. The coding region runs from base 1 to 2961 and encodes 986 amino acids. Gene Ontology annotation, molecular function: protein binding.